This is a messenger RNA of Australozyma saopauloensis, 1872 nucleotides long. RefSeq names its product Cas5p (gene CAS5). NCBI's taxonomy places the organism in Eukaryota, Fungi, Ascomycota, Pichiomycetes, Serinales, Metschnikowiaceae. The transcript has a single exon. Gene Ontology annotation, biological process: regulation of transcription by RNA polymerase II. The record is from RefSeq and is a predicted model, not a curated record. Bases 1 to 1872 code for a protein of 623 amino acids. Gene Ontology annotation, molecular function: RNA polymerase II cis-regulatory region sequence-specific DNA binding; DNA-binding transcription factor activity, RNA polymerase II-specific.
AUGGAUCUGUACCUUAUGAGCUCACCAAUGCAGCUUACGCAGCCAUUUUUGUCCGAACCUGUGCGUUCUGCCCAUGGCAACAUCGACUCUUCUCAGUUGUCUGGUCCGCGAGAUCUAAGCCCUGGUGGAUACGAGAAUCUUGACUUUGCUGCGGACUUACCAGACUUUCUGACUGAUCAUAGCUUGCAUUUGCCGGAGUCUGACUUGCACUCUUACCAUGGACGCCUGCCUGAGAUGUUGCUGACCCCCUACACUGGACGUCUCCAUUAUGGACAUCUGCGUAACGUCUCGAUCGAGGAUCCAAACUACAGGCAGACAAUUGGCACUAGAGGUCAUUCACAUUCCCUCUCCAUGGUUCUGAAUCUGGCUGAUCCUCCAUCUCAAAUACCUCACUCACAUUCCUCCUCUACGUUCCUCCUGGUAGACCUGGUUCCGCCUCUUCUGCUGCUGGUUUCAAACCAGCUGCUAGCAGAUUCGCCGUUCUCUGCUGUUGCUUGUGCAACUACUCCCGGAAGACGUGGUGUGUCAAAGUCUUUCUCUCUGAGUAAUUUCUUUGCAACUCCUUCACGGACUAGCCACUCGCCUGGAGUAAAGGUAGGCAAAACACCUUUAAAGGGUCAUAGAAGAACGCGGUCGAAGGUCGUUGAAGUUGGAAGUUCCAAUCUCUUGGCAACGAUAGCGAACAUGAAAAGCUCCAGUAUCAACCAUGUUCCCUACGAAGGCGACACAAGUCUUAUGAGCAAUCCUUUUGACACAACGCUCGUAUCUCCGCGCGUAGACAAUUUGAGCGACUACGAUGCAACGCCAUUGACAACCCCUGCGAAGUAUUUGAGUUCCGGAAAUAUAUCAGCGCAAUACUUUACGCCAGAUGCUCGCCCCAUUUCCCACAGCAAUAAUUUUGGCGGUAAUUUGGAUCCAAAUGAGUUAUCACAGCUGCGACCAAGUUUUGCACAAUCCUUCUCCUCAUCUCAAAACCUCAAAUUAGGCCUUCCUCGCUCAGAAACAUUGGACUCGAUAAACAUCGAGGAUCAAGAAGACGAUGCAUGCAAGCAAUUGAGAAAAGCGAAAUCGUUCACUACGGUUUACGAUCCAAAUCUGGCUGUCAACAGGACAACGAGUCUGCGGAACAUACGCUUGGAUGAAUACCUCGCAAGCUCGCCAUCUAAGGCUCAUGAGCCUCCCGUGGGUAUGAGCUCCCAUAAUGAGAAUAUUGACCUCUUGCUGUCCGAGCCUUUCAAUACGCGCAAAAAGGGUGGCCUUUCAUCUUAUCCAGCUUCAAUAGACCUUGCUUCCAUCACCAGACAGGAACCGCAGCUGGCGCCUAUUUACACCAACGUUGGAGGCCCAAAUGGACUUUUGCCCCCUAUGGCUACAAUGAGAUCCGCGCCAGCUGUGCCUACUCUCAAAAACCCCCUCACACACGAAGACUCGCCUCAUGACCAGUCUGUAAGCUCUGCUUCCACCCCAAACUUGAAUUAUUCCACAAAUCUGUCAUCAACCAAUCUAAAAAGAUACGGAAGAACUGGCGGAAAGGUAGGAACUCCUUCAUUGAGUUAUCCUUCUGCAAUGGAAAUUCAAGAAGCUUCGACCACCCAAGAAAUUGCCAACUUUGCCGAGAAGAUUUUGAAUUCUGAUUUGAAGAGGCCAAUCGUUGUCCAAGAAGACUCUAAAGACUCUUUGGACCCAAAGAAAAAACAUCAAUGUCCGUUGUGUUUUGCUCGUUUUCAACGCCCAGAACAUGUCAAGCGUCAUUUAAAGAGUCAUUCCAAUGAAAAACCGUUUGCUUGUGACUAUCCUGAUUGCAACAGACGUUUUAAUCGGAAAGACAACCUCAAAGCCCAUCUUAAAAAGAUACACAAAAGAGUGUUUUAG